This is a messenger RNA of Fibroporia radiculosa, 315 nucleotides long. RefSeq lists its product as uncharacterized. Gene Ontology annotation, molecular function: DNA binding. The transcript has 3 exons. Lineage: Eukaryota; Fungi; Basidiomycota; Agaricomycetes; Polyporales; Fibroporiaceae. The coding region runs from base 1 to 315 and encodes 104 amino acids. The record is from RefSeq and is a predicted model, not a curated record.
AUGGCUCCCAACCCGUCGUGCUCUGCUCUCGCCGCUGCGAAGGAUAAGAAGGGUGAGCUGAUCAUCAUACCACAUCCUGAUCGCGACCUUGCUGAACAGCCUCUCUCCCGCGGUCCUCCUUCUCGUCGGAUGAAAUUCUUCCCACCAGGUCUUUCCUACUCCCAGAUCGCUUCCCAAAUCGGCGUCUCAGAGCAGCGUGUCAUUGACAUCUGCACCGGGAGCUCCGCCGCGACCACAGCGGAGUUCGAUUCGCUCGCGAAAGUGCUCGACAUCAAGUCUCAGGUUCCUCAGGAUGCGGCUCACACCCGGGCUUGA